Messenger RNA from Histoplasma capsulatum G186AR, 1664 nucleotides. Its product is annotated as tubulin alpha-1 subunit. Lineage: Eukaryota; Fungi; Ascomycota; Eurotiomycetes; Onygenales; Ajellomycetaceae. Gene Ontology annotation, biological process: nuclear migration by microtubule mediated pushing forces; nuclear division; mitotic cell cycle. Gene Ontology annotation, molecular function: GTP binding; structural constituent of cytoskeleton. Gene Ontology annotation, cellular component: spindle; microtubule; nucleus. Bases 146 to 1492 code for a protein of 448 amino acids. The transcript is spliced from 8 exons. The record is from RefSeq and is a predicted model, not a curated record.
ACACUAAACUUGCUUGGCAGCUCCAGGUUUUGCUUGUGUCCGAGCUUCGCGAACUCCCCCCCGUUCUUACGUUGGGCCUCAUCUCUCCACCCAAUCCUCACCACCUAAACGUUACUCGCCAAAGCCUCCACCACAACCAUCCAUCAUGAGAGAGGUAGUUAGCUUGAACGUCGGUCAGGCGGGUUGCCAAAUCGCAAACUCGUGCUGGGAGUUGUAUUGCCUGGAACAUGGCAUUCAGCCCGACGGAUACUUGACUGAGGAACGGAAAGCUGCCGACCCUGAUCAAGGAUUUAAUACAUUUUUUUCUGAAACAGGCCAGGGUAAAUACGUUCCCCGAACCAUCUACUGCGAUCUUGAGCCAAAUGUCGUGGACGAAGUCCGCACCGGACCAUAUCGUGCGCUUUUCCACCCAGAACAGAUGAUCACUGGAAAGGAGGAUGCAUCCAAUAACUACGCUCGUGGUCAUUAUACCGUGGGUAAGGAGAUGAUCGACCAAGUCCUUGACAAAGUCCGCCGGGUGGCAGAUAACUGCAGCGGUCUCCAGGGCUUUUUGGUGUUCCAUUCCUUUGGAGGUGGCACGGGAUCCGGCUUCGGUGCACUUCUGAUGGAGCGUCUAUCCGUGGACUACGGCAAAAAGACAAAGCUGGAAUUUUGUGUCUACCCUGCGCCCCAGAAUGCCACUUCAGUUGUCGAACCUUACAACUCGAUUCUCACAACGCAUACCACCCUGGAACAUUCUGAUUGCAGUUUUAUGGUGGACAAUGAAGCAAUCUACGACAUCUGCCGCCGGAACUUGGGUAUCGAGAGACCAAGUUACGAAAACUUGAAUCGCCUCAUGGCUCAAGUCGUUUCCUCAAUUACUGCUUCUCUCCGAUUUGACGGCUCCUUGAACGUGGAUCUGAACGAGUUCCAGACCAACUUGGUACCCUAUCCCCGGAUCCACUUUCCGCUAGUUGCGUUCUCCCCGGUCGUAUCUGCGGCAAAGGCGUCCCAUGAAUCCAACUCUGUCAUGGAGGUAACCAUGUCCUGUUUCGAGCCUAAUAACCAGAUGGUCAAGUGCGAUCCUCGUAACGGCAAAUACAUGGCAACCUGUCUGCUGUACCGUGGAGAUGUCGUGCCCAAGGAUGUUCAUGGUGCCGUGGCGACACUGAAAACGAAGCGUACCGUCCAGUUCGUUGACUGGUGCCCUACUGGUUUCAAGAUUGGUAUCUGUUACCAGCCUCCCCAAAUGGUGCCUAAUGGCGACCUUGCAAAAGUCAACCGCGCUGUUUGCAUGUUAUCCAACACCACCGCAAUCUCCGAAGCCUGGACGGCACUUUCUCACAAAUUCGACCUCAUGUAUUCCAAGCGCGCAUUCGUCCACUGGUACGUGGGUGAGGGCAUGGAAGAGGGUGAAUUCUCCGAGGCUCGCGAGGACCUUGCAGCGUUGGAACGGGACUAUGAGGAAGUUGCCAGCGAUUCUCUGGAAGAGGAGGUUGAGCCCGAAUAUUAAACAUAUUCCCUCGAUAUGUGACGAUGGCUUGCUCUUGUGUGUAACGUGGCUGUUGUUUAAUAUACCCCUCACCUCUCACUUCCCGAAACGCAUAAUCGACGACUUCCUCUAGAAGUUCCAUUCCAUCCAUUCCCAACAAAAUUUCAUUCCUUCCAAAAUAUUUUCCGGGGCG